This is a messenger RNA of Xyrichtys novacula (pearly razorfish), 10934 nucleotides long. NCBI's taxonomy places the organism in Eukaryota, Metazoa, Chordata, Actinopteri, Labriformes, Labridae. The record is from the annotation of a GenBank genome assembly.
GUACACACGGGAAAUGGCCACGCAAACGAGCGGAAUCACAACAUUGCAUUUGAAGUCUCUUUUACGUCCUCGUGUAGUUUAAUUCGGGCGUAUUAACACCACGUUUUCAUGGCGUGUCUUUUUGAACACCCCUGACAAUCUGUUACCGCAGAAAAACUUUAAUAUUUAGCUCGCAGUGUUGUGAAAACAUGCUGCUGUCCGCUGAGAGAUCUAACCUGCAGCUAACGCUAGCUAGCAAAUGGCUGUUCGGAUGUGAUGUGUGUCACUGUGCAAAGUAAGUUUAACUAUCACUCUGUGCACUCUAGCUUAGUAAAACCUUCUCAAUAAUUUAAUACAAGCGAUUAUUCAUCUUAUGUGACUUUUCCGCUGUUAUUCAUCGUUGUUAUUUGAAGCUAGGACCAAGUAUUUGCAGCUAAAUAACGGCCUGGUUUCUCACAGAGGAGGCUAACUUGAGGGUUUUGUUCACUUUUGUGUUUUUUAAGAUGACAAGAAGACGAGUAUAGCAGUGAAAGGUGAAGUUUACAGCAUGUAAGCUGGUUUCAAAGAUGCCUCGUCUGGAAGAGUUGGCCAACGUCGCCCUGAGGGUUCCCAGCAUCCUGCUGCUGGACCUGCUCUAUAAAUGUGACAUUGAAGGACUAACAGAGCACCUCAAGGCCAAAAAUGAAGACCUGCUCUUCAAAUACAAAUAUGUCAUCUGGAACAUGUAUUACCUCGGUAAGAAAGCAUGUGUUAAGUAUAUUUAAGUCAUGAUAAAGUCACAAAGACAAAUAUUUUCUGUCAUGUUAUGUAGAAACCAGUCACUACUGUACACGCCUGUAUCCACAGCCUAAAAUAACAGUUAUAGUCUGUGUUUUUAUGUUGCAGCGUUAAACUGAUGCUGACUAGAGAGACUGGCGACUGAUAUCAUUGGUUCAUAAAGCUCUUAAUGGUCUCGCUCCAACCGUUUUAAUAGAUUUGCUUUCAACGUAUGAUCCCUGUGAGAGCUCCGGUGCCUAAAGUCUGAAUAAAGACCCACGGCGAGACAGUGGCUGCAGCCCACUUUUGUAAAACAGACAACUUCGAGAACUUUUUUAUUUUUCUAUUUCUUUCUUUCUUUAUAUUUAUUUCUUUUAAAAACUGGGAACAGUACAUAUUGAUCAACAUUUACAUGUAAAUAUGUGGGAUUAUAACCAAAUGGCUAAUUUCCAUCCCCAGUCCCAUUGGCAGGUUGAUGUUAAACAUGAAAGCAAUAAUGUUAAAGUGCAAACAACAUGUCUAAGACAGUAAAACAAUACACUGACAACAACGUACACAGACCAAAAACUAAGUAACCAAUAGUGAGGGGACCAAAAAGAUUUAAAGAGAAUUGUAAAGUUUUGUUCUACCUUAUACUUUGUGACUGUUUAUUCACUCAUUUAUUCAGUUAAAAUUGUAGUCUGUUUUUCUACGGAGUUUGUUUCUUUGGGUUUUACACAAAAAAGUUUAAAGCACUUAAGUUUAGUUCAUUUUAUCAACUCACACAGCAGCACUUCGUUUUUCCUUGUUAAAUAAAAAGUGUUGAAAAGAAGCUUCGUUUUAAGUCUUCAUCUUCAGCUUAAAGAAAACAAAGAUGAUAAAGAUUGUCAUCUUUUCUCUGCAGGUCAUCUGAUAAACGUGGUGGUGUUGGUUCUGCCAUUGAGACACAUCGUGACGCUCUACCUUCACAUCCUCACCGCCCUCCUCCUUUACAUGGGGCAUCAGAUUUCAAAGUGAGACACUCUUUCACACUAUUACUACUCGACUUAUGACUUCUACAGUUUCUGCUGCUACUCUUCUUAUCUGAUUUAUUGAAUCUAGAUCAGUUUUUCCACCUGGGACUCCUCUCUGCAGUCACAGUGUCUCCCUCACGUUUGUUUUUCCUUCAUUUUAGGAGGAGUCCUGUAUCGGGUUUUGAGGCUUUUGUUGUUUACCCUUCAAAAGCUUUUUGUUUUUCUCCAAACCUGAAAAGGACAGGUUUUCUUUACAGGCCUCAGGCUAAACAUCAAGAUUACUGUAAAAAGCCUAAAAAACUACAAUAUCAAGAGAAGUAGAUGUACGAAUGAUUAAAUAUAUCAGAAGAGAGUUAAGGUUUCAACAUGACGAGUCAUUGUAUCUAUUACAGUCAACCCAGUGGAUAUUAUAGUUAUGUAGGAUUAAGUUUAAGGAGUUCAAAAAGAUAAACAAGCUUUACUUUGAUGUGAUACUAUAGAAAAACCUGCUUUUUCAUGCUUUCCUGAUUAUUUUUUCAGGGAUUAUGUUCGAGAGGAGCUGCAGUACGGUUAUGAAGGAGCAGUGUACCUCGACUCUCUGGCCUUCAACAGAUUUGUCUCUGCGAUGACGAGUGAGUCCUGAAACCCAAACAAGUCUUUGCACAGCAUUCAGGUUCAAAUUUAUGUUCAUAGAUUUAGUUACAUUUGUGUCAAAGGUUUCCAGAAAGUUGUCUUUCAUAGAGCGUCACCACAAAUAUGCAGCAUCAAAGCUCCUCCUUGUACUGUCCUCCUUUUUUUCCAAGUUUUAUAGUUGGAAAAAUCGUGUCGUACUGAAAAGUCUGACCUUAAACGACAAACCGUCCUCGCUUUUAGUCAUUACAUAACUGCAUGCUCUAAAAUCUCAACCAUUUCAUUCAAAUUCAGACAGCAGUGAGACCCCAUCUUGUAUUUUUUUAAUUCAUUGAUUUCUUUUAAGCUUUUCUUGACUUUAGAAGUUAUUGUUGGAUUAGAAACUUUGAACUGACCGCGGGGCCAGGAGAAUAAGACCGCAAUUAACUGCAAACUUUUCUCAUGUUUGUACCGCCAAUAAUCCACAAAAGAGACAGUGAAUUUAACAUUUAAAAAGGGUCAGUGGUGAGGAAGAAUUUAUCAUGCUUACUUAAAAAACAGCGGUUUCAGUGGAACAAAAUAGUCCUUGUAUUCCUCUUACUCUCCUCUUUGAUUUAGCUGAUGUCCUCUUUGUGUCCUUUCAGAGCUCGGCCAAAGAGUGAGCGUUAAUUUGAUGUUACUAUCCAGCAAAAACAAAUAAAUGAGCAUCAUAUACAAGAUACAAGAUGCACAGUGGAUGACUUAUUUUAGGUGCGAUCAUGAAUCACAGAGAGAAACUUAGUAGACCGGUAAGGGUAGAGGCAGCUAGGAAGUUUUAAAAAGGUGUAGUACACCAAGAGGUUAAAGUUAGAAGUGUGGGGAUGUACACUGGAUGAUACCAGCCCAGUUCUAGUAUUGCUAAAGGGAAACAACACCCCAAAGGUCUUCAGUGUGUUUAAUACAGAUGAAAAAUCUAUUUCAACUAAGUCAAAAACUCUAAAGUCAUUUGUAAACUAAAGUUGUUCUUCAUGGCGAUCACAGCUGCCGUGGAUUGUCUGUCCUUUCCCCCAAGAGAGACAGCAUGAAUGUUAUCUUCUCCUCAGGUCAGAUUAUCCUCAGCACAUUGUGUGCCUUCCUGAUGAAGACCAGAAAAGUGUGGCUGUUCUCCGCUCACAUGCUUCCCCUGCUGGCCAGACUCUUCGCUGUCCCUCACACCACGCUCCUGACUGUCAACACUUUCUCCAUGGGCCUGACCGGAGCGGGAAUCACCGUGUUCCUCCUCUCACAUCUCUUCCUGCCAUAUCGACUCGCAAGGGCUGCCUAUUCAGAGCUGCUGCAGCUGGAGGUACUUUUCCUCUGAUGUCUUUUUUUUGUGUUUAAACUUCUCUUUUAAAAAUAUUCUGGCUUUGACCAGAAUCAAGUAUUUAACACAGCUGGGUACUAAAUCAUGCCGCCAUGUGUAAAAGCGCCAUAUUGGUUUUAAACAUGAUUUAGGACCCUAUGAGGGGACUUUAUUUUGCCCCUUUAAGAUAUAAAUUUGGCCUGUAAAGGUGUUCAAGUUUAGAAAUAAACACAGCAAAUGAAAAAGAAGAGCACGUUCCACAUCCUACUCUAAUUUCUCAGUUUCUUUUCUCACCCUCCUCAUCGCCUCCCUGGCCUCUUGUCCCUCAGGUGAUCGAGCUGUACAGACUCCUGGCUGUAGGGAUCUCUCUGUGGAACCAGUUUGCCGUCCCAGUGCUCUUCAGUGUCUUCUGGUUCGUUCUGUUCGUCGUCCAGCUGUGCUCAGACGCCAUGGCUGCCAACGCCUCAGUCAGCCAUCAGGGAAUCAUGUUUUUCCUGCUCACAAGGUGGGAUCAAAACUCCUGCAACUUCUUCUCCCUGACAUUAUUCAGUUUAUUUUAACUUUCUUUUCGUCUUUGUUUGCUCCUGCAGUGUCUCUGAAUGUUGUGCCACCCCGUACUCUCUCCUGGGCCUGACCUUCGUGGUGUCCUAUCUCGCUCUUGGACUGCUCAACCUAUGCAAGUUCUACCUGGGAGGUUACGCCGCUGUACAGAAUGAGAACGUCAUGCACAGGUGAGUCCAGUUUCACGACUCAAACUUGCAGCUUCAGGAAAUUUCAGCCAUCACAUACGCAUGACACGAUAAACUGUUCUGCAAACACGCAGAGGUAAUGACAGAGAUGUUUUUCUAUCUAGCUGAAGUAUGUGAGUCCAGGAUUCAGAAACUUGCAGCUCUGCAUCAACUCUAGAGGUCAAUAACUCUGUUUUUGGUUGAAGUGAAGCUCUGAGCAGACAGGGUAAUAGGUUUUGAAGGUUUUCUCUGACAGAAAGCAUCUAAACAAGACCAAGAAUGAUGCUAUGAGAUUGUCUAAAAGGAUCAUUAACUUUAUUAUUUUACUCACCCCAUCAAGGAGCUGCAGAAUCUAGUGAGGAGUCGGAUACUUAAAACAUUUUUGUACUCAGAGAGGUUGUCUCGGCACUUUUUAUUACUUAAUUUUGUGUAGGAUCCCAUGGUGUUCUUUUUACAAGCAUUAAAGUUUGUAUAGGGGUUCACUUUAAAUUUUUGUAUGGGGAUAUAAUCUAAUAUUUGCACAGGCUUAAAUUCUGGACAUCCCUCAGGAGGAUCAAUCAAGUAUCUUUCUAAUAUUAGUCUGAGCCGAACGUCUUUAAACGUGUUUAUUUCCUCACGUCAAAGUCGAAAGAUCACCCAGAACAAUCACCAAGAGUUAUGGUCUCAGAGAUUAUCAUACACUCUGAUCCAGCACAGUCGGACUUUGUCACAGGACCAUAAAUCAUGAACUGAAUAACCUUUCCUGGAUUUGCUGGUGGAUUUGCACCAUCAGCAGUUUGAUGAUUUUAAGGAGUUCAGUAAAGUCAGUGUAUGAUCUUUAGUUGUAGUAGAUGUAUUCUUAAAAAUCCUGUUCCUCUCAUCUUUAGAUCCUCUUCCAUGUCUUCUUUAAAGCUAUUUAGGCCCUCAUAACCCAGACGCUGAGUCAUCAUGGUGUUGUACACAGAUGUCUGCGAAGUUAAUAGUUUUAAGAGGGUGAAAAGUUGUUGAGGUGUCAAGUGUUUGAUUGUCAGAGCUCUCAGGUGUUUUUAGUCACCACUAGAUGUCGCCUGAGUCUCAUUUCAGCAGCAACCGUUGCACUUAAAAUGGAGCUGAGACUUUAUAACUGUGCUCAGAGAUACAUCAACUGUUUCCUCUUCUCUCUCCUCAUCCUCAGAGGCGUAACCGAAGGCGUCACGCUGCUCCUGCUCGCUCUUCAGACAGGCCUGUUGGACAUGCAGGCUCUGCAGCGCACCUUCCUCCUCAGCAUCAUCCUCUUCAUCGUGGUGACUUCCACCCUGCAGUCGAUGAUCGAAAUAACAGAUCCAGUUAUUCUGGCUCUUGGUGCAUCACGAAACAGGUAUCAGUCAACAGAGGAAGUCUACAUUUUUAAAGGGAUGUUUCAGUAUUUUCAAGAUGUAUUAGUCACAAUAGAUGCUGUUUAGUCCUGCCCCUUUAAGCGUCAAGGUAAGGUGGGGACAAGUCUGCCUUUUUUUUUCCCUUUACUGCUUAAACUGAGAUGAAUCUUUAAGCCAGGGUCUCUUAAAAGAAGCUCAUUUAUGUGGCAGACUUGACCCCAUCUGCAGAAAACUGUGGGAUAGCUGGCAUGUGGGGUCCUAUGUCAGCCUCUUAUUAAAGGGGCAGAAAUUUCUAGCACUCACUCCUAAUAAAGACAUGUAACCUUCACAACCUCCCCCCAGAAACACUGAAAUAUCCCUUUAAAAGGAUUUGGAAUAAUGUCCUUGAUUUUUGUGUUUUCUGUGCGUCCUCUAGGAGUCUGUGGAAACACUUCCGUGGCCUCAGCAUGUGUCUGCUCCUGCUGGUUUUCCCCGUGUUCAUGGCUUAUAAAAUCUCCCAGUUCUUCCAUAUGGACUUCUGGCUCCUCAUACUGGUGUCCAGUUGCAUGCUGACUUCCCUACAGGUAUGAAUGACUGUAAGGGCGGUUCCCAGACAUAUUAGACUCUUACAUGACCUCUAUAUGACUCAGGACUAGAAACGAAGUCUGCCUAAAAUAUCUGACUCAUGUAAUUUGUUCUAUUCUUAGAUUGCAGCUCUUGUCUGUUUCUCUAAUAAGCAGAUUAUUUAUGAUAUUCUGUGUGUAAAAUGUGCGCUCUUUGUCCAGGUUACAGGCACCAUGCUGAUCUACUCCCUCUUCAUGGUGGAGCUGUUCCGCAGUGACCCCAUCGAGAGCCUGGAUGAGGUCAUCUACUGGGUGAACGCGGUCAGCCGGGUGCUGGAGUUCGUGGUGGCGCUCUGCGUGGUGGCGUACGGCACCUGGGAGUCUCUGUUCGGAGAGUGGAGCUGGAUGGGCGCCUCUGUCAUCAUCAUCCACUCUUACUUCAACGUGUGGCUCCGAGCUCAGUCUGGCUGGAGGAGCUUCCUGCUCAGGCAGGAGGCGGCGAAGAAGAUCAACUCGCUCCCCAGAGCCACGGAGGAGCAGCUGCAUUUACACAACGACGUCUGCUCCAUCUGCUUCCAGGUGGGUCUCAAUCGCUUCGUGUACACUGUAGCUUUUCUUGUGCCUGUCAAAAUGGUCUCAUUCAGAGUAAAUGCAAGAUGCAUGUUUACACAGAUCUAAAUCUAGAUUUUAUUGAGCAUCCAUGAAAACAGUGAAGUUAAAAUCAUUCUGAUUAACGAACUCUCUUUUCAUGGAUGCUCAAUCAAAUCUAGAUGUAGAUCUGUGUAUACAUGCGUUCACUCUGAAUUAGACCAUUUUGACAGGCACUUAGUCAUGCUGCUGUCUCUUAAGGCCCCUUAACAGCUGAGAACCAGGCAUUCUGGAAGCUUCCUCCACUGUUGCAGUUCAUCAAAGCCGUAUUUCUCUUGAAUCACAGAAUCUUUAAUCGAUGUUGUCACAAUAUGAGCGAAUUUUAGUUUCAUUCUGAAAUGUUGUUUGUUUUUUUUGUUUUUUUUUAUUCUCUUUUUAUUCAGAAAGGCACAUCUAGACCAUCACACAUGUACAUUAACUCAGUUUGUCAAGAACACAGUGAUGUUGUCUUUUUCUCCCACGGACCCAAACCAUUCCAAGUGGACACAAAAACAACAGAACUGGGAAGCACACCCUUACACCCUCAAUACAUCACACAAAAAAAGAUUACUAAAGAGUGUAGGUUUACACAAAGCACAAGUGUAGUCUGAUAAAAUCAGAUGUAAUUGGUUUUACAUAUUCAAUCCAUUUGGUCCAGAUCUUAAAAAAGUUUUCUUUCUCAACUUUGAGGAGAAAGAAAUCUUCUCCAUAACAUAAAUCCCAUAAACAACUUCAAUCCAUUCAUCAAUGGUGGGAGGUUCCACUUUUAAUUAUUUCCGAGUGACACAUUUCUUACUAGCUGCCAAGAAUAAAGUCAGCAGUUUUUUGUCUUUUAAACAUUAUAUUACCCAGAAAUGUUUGACCUUUUUAACAAAUCUCUCAGAGUCUAAAACUUUGCCCACAACAAACAUUUGAACUUGAUUUUUGUUUAUAAAAUUAUUUCUGCUACCUCUUUAAUUUUUCACUGUCAUCACAAAACAAGACAAGGACACGAUGUUCAUCAGUAGUACAGAGAGUGAGGGUGAAAAUACAAACUUAUCGUCUAUCGUAGUUUUAGAUCUGCGAGUAAAGUGAAGUUUCCCUCUCAAGAAUCUUAGUUUGUUGUUUGUAUUCUGGGUCAACGUGACAGAUUAUUUUGUCAUGUGACGAUGAGUCUGAUUCUGACCUCACUUUCGAUGUGACGUCUGACUAAUAAGUCACCUCAGAUGUCGGGUUGAUGGCUUGGGUUUGGCAGUGUGUUGAGGAGCACCAGAGGCGAUGACGAUCCUAUCAACUGUUCUCAACCGGUUGGAUGAAUUUCUGGCAUGUUAGAAAUUUUAGCCAACCAACAGCUUAUUCAGGGAAAGAGAAGCUCGAGACGAUUCACCGACUUUUUUAGGUUACGUCUUCACAAAGUGUUAUGAAAGUCACUUUUUCAAAAGCUCUCUCAGUUUUCAUCAAGAUUUUCCCUUUCUCUUUCACCAACAAACUGGUGAUCUUUGUGAAGGACAGGUACAAACAGGUUUUAAGAAAAACUGUGGCUGAAGGCCAAAGAGAGGGAAAUGAACAAACAGGAAAAACAGGAACAACAUACUUUAAAGGUACACACUCACUCACACACACAGUUUGAAGCAUCUCAGAUACACGGUGGUGUUUGUCAGUCUUUACUGUCAGCCUGCUGCAUGCAUGCAGCUGAAGUGUCAAAUAUCAGGUUACUCUACACCAUAUUGGUCCUAAUUUAAGAUGACCCCUCCUUUUCAAGAACCAGUUUUGGAAACAUGGAAGUAAGAGUUCACUCCUCAGAUAGAUUUUAGUUGUUUUUGAGCACAUUUCAUGACCUACUUUUUAAGUCUCCUGAAGUGGACACAUAAAAAGCCUUCAAAACAAGCUCUGAAAGUUUCAGACACAUGUGCCGUUGACUCACCAAAUGCUGAUUUGAGAGCUAAAUAGCCUCUUUGUUCGGCAAAUGAUUGAAAGUGUUUCAUGUUGGAUUAUCUCCCUAUAGAGGCUAAUAAACAUGAUUAAUUCCCACAAAUCAAGAUAAUAUAGAAAAAUGACUAGAGGUCACCAAGUAAUACGAGCCCUUUGGAACUAGGGCUGUACUUUAUUUAGGAUGUGUAACUUCCUCUUCUGCUACAACAUUCGGUAAAUACUGGCCAACAAGUGUUGAAGUAAGUCAAAUACAACUCUUCCUCUCUUCACAGGAGAUGAGCUCUGCUGUGAUCACAUACUGCGGACAUUUCUUCCACGGCAACUGCCUCCGCAAGUGGCUGUACGUGCAGGAGACCUGCCCCAUGUGCCACCAGACGGUCCGACCCACCCCGACAGGUGUGAGCCCGGCUCCAGAAGACGUUCAAGCUGCACAACCUCAGAGAGACGCAGAGCCAGCUGCGCCAGGAGAAGAUCAGAACCAGGAAAAUGACACAGAGGCGCAGAGUGAUACUGCAGCUUCUGAUCCUACCAAGAAAGAGGAGGAGGAGGAGAGCUUUGAGGGUGGAGAUCAUGAGAUGGGAGAUGAAGAACCUCAGAGAGAAGCUGUUCAAGGUCUGUGUUUCAGCUCCAGCGGAGACUUUGUUGGAUUCAUCAACCCAGCUACAGGCGCCUCUCCAGUAGGAGAUUCUAGCUCAGAGUCUCCUCCAACCAUGCACAAGGAAAAUGAAGAUUCUCCAACAUCACUAACUCUUAAUGCUGAAAAUGAAAACACAGCUGACUUAUGCGGAGCAAAAACCGCCGUCACUUCUCGCCCUGUAGCGGCACAUAAUGGAAAUGAAAGCUGCGACGACUCCCCUGAAUCAUGGAGCUUUCUUCAAUCAAACCAUGCUGAAUCAAACCCUGAGGAAUCUGAUAUGAGCCUCGGUUGCCAAACAUCUGUGAAAUCAUGCAGAGAAAACUCUGAUCUCUCAGACUGCAACAACGACCCACAAACUCACAGCUACUCAGGGAGGCAGAAACUUUCCCUCCAAAGACCCCCAGACUGUCUUCCUCCUGCACAAACCCAGACCACAGAGACUGACCGCCCUGCAUCAGUGCCUUGAAGGAUUCAAAAGGGUGAUUCUCCAUAAUGGAGAGUUUAACACAUUUGCCUUCUCUCUGUGAAUUGGACAUAUUUCUUAAACCAGACAGUGUAAUGAAUGUGAUUCAGAUAACAAGGACUGAAUAUAGAGACUGAAAUCUGAGGGCUAAACGUGGAGCCCUUUAUUGUACAACUGUAAAGAAAAUAAUGUAAAAUGAUCCAGAGAAAUGAUGUGUUAUUUUGAGGCAACUAUCUUAAUACCAAAUCCUAGCAGGUAACGAGUACAUAAUGUUUACUUUGAGGAAGUUGAUUGACUUUGAUUUAAUAUUUACCAGAGUCUUGUUUGUCAAUCCUCAUUUGUUGCGUUUUUGUGAGAGCAGAGUGCUAAAAAGGAAAAGCUGUUAACCAUGAAUCCAUCUUUUGUACUCCAUCGUCCAGUAUUAGAUUACUGCUGUGUACAUGUACUCUUUUUUUUCUUUUUUUUUUUUUACUGUAGUUUCUAAAUUAAUUAAAGUUAAUAAAAUCAUGACAGGUGCACAGUAAGGGGGGCUUUGUGUAGAGUUAAUGGGGUCUGAACAGACAAGGCAGUACUACUGUUGCCUCAAGCUAAGAGAGUCCAGAUGAGACUGUAGUCGACAUGUUCAGUCGAGCUUGUUAUAAUAGAGUAUUUAAUAUCUAUGAUAUUAUCAGGGAUGUGAUUCUUAUUAUAAAACUGAAGAGGUGACCUAUAUAACUCACAAAUAUGAACUCAACAGGUGUUCUGGUUUAUGGCAUGCUAUGUAUGUACCUCUGACUGUAAAUAGAAGUCUUAAAUUAUCAUAAAUCUAUCUUUGAUUUAAAGCCCCUGUGAUAAGUUUUCUGCCGGGUGUGAAAAAGACUGAAAUUGAUACAGACCCACAAAAGGAAACAAGACCAUUAGCAACAAGAGUCCUAAUUUCUACUUCAUUCUGAAUGUCUGUAACUGCAGUGAGAGAGUAUGUGUCGGACCAGAUGAGCAAUGGCUGGUUAAAAAUACACUUUCUUGACAUUUUUAUAUGUAAAGUUUUAUAAAAAGUGACACAUUUGGCUGUUAAAG